ACGUCUUGCUAUCAUGGUAUUUUUUGUUGAACGCAAGAUUGAAAAGUUGAAAAUUGAUCACUUCAGAAGCCAUUCUAUGUCACUUUUGGAAACAUCGUGAGUGCACUGUAGAAAGAAACCUAACAAACUGUGUGCAUGACUUAGUCCUUCGAACUACCGUGAUGACACCCACGAUAGUUGUGAAAUUAAAUUUAGGUGAACCACGAGAGUAAACGAAAAAGAUGCAUCCACUUCUAGACGCUGCUGCAACGCAUGAUGACGAGAGAAAGGAGGUUCUGUUCUGAGACGAGAGUUGUUUGUCUGUGCUGUAAUUGAUAAAGUGUCUGUACGAACGAGAUCUCUUUAUCAAGUCAAAAGUGAUUUCGUUCUGCUCGAGUGAUAGAGAUGUCUUUCGGUCUUGAUGUAGUCGGGGUUGAAAAAAGUUGCAAAAGUGAAGCCAUCAAAAACGACUUCCCCAAGCUGCAAACCAGAGCGCUUUCAAACAAUUUGUGCCUUUUUUGACCCGCAAACCGACUUUCGUAUUUUUGGUGUUGAAUACUUCCUCCUGUGUAAAAAACUCAAAACGAAUACUUAAAAUGUAGAAUAAUAGUCUUUGGGUACUAUACCACUUUAUUUCUCUGAUUUUUCCUUCCUCGAUAAUCAGUGUAUACUAACUUGUAAUCUCUCCCCGCAAAUUGAAUUUCACCAUCCUCAAUCAACAAGCUCUACCUCAGAUUCUUUGAAUGACUCCCUUCUCAACGACCAACGGUUAAACAUUUCCUGAUUCGUUUUAGUUAAGUACACACUUUCACAGUAGACUAAGAGCGAAACGAUAUCAGGAGAAAUUUCAAACACACAAAAUGGUCGAAGGUGGUUAUCUCGUCUAUACAGACGACAGUCAUGGUACCUUGUUCCUCAAAUGGAGCAAGGAGCCGGUGGAGGGUGCUCUAGCCUUUUUCGAAGCUGGGAAACCAAUACCACCAUUCAAAUUCAGCACGAACCAUGGCAAACAACAAUUGAUGAAAGAGUGCCAAAACAAGAACAAAUUCUUCGAAGGAUGGGGAGCGUUUCUGAAAGAGGCGCUUUGCAGGUACCAACUUGUUAUGAAAAGAAUCUUCAAUCGCUCUGGGAGUGGCGGGAUAAUCUGAUAUAGAGCAAGGUUGUUGAAAGAAAUACUAGAAUCUAGUCGAUCUUUGGAGAGGACGUUAUCUUCAUGUCAACAAACACAGAGGACAAAAAUUACAACAUUCGUGUCCGAAAGAGAGCAAAUGGAUGCUUGAAUCUUCACACCCGCUAUGACCAUUCAUCAACAAAGGUUCAACGCCCGAAGCCUUAAGAUUUUCGAUAAGCAGAAUGCCAGGGAAGAAGUACAGAUCGCACUGCUAGAAAGGUCAACAAGUGCUGUGACAAGAAUAGAAUCAGGACAAGAAUGGAGCGGGGAUGUUACGACAGUAUUCGCGUUCGCAGUAGUCCCGAAAGACAAUGAAUCCUUCAAACUGGGAACCCUGGACCAGAACCUAUUCGUGAGCAAAGGUAUUUUUACAUACUAUUGUAUUUGCAUUGCUUGAAUGAUGACUUAAGCUAAUGCUGCUAUUGUUGAUGGUAUUCUAGAUGUUGACGUUGUACGAGGACAAAGAAGAAAUUGUGUGGAGAAGGAAUGUCUUCGAAUUUCUUGCGGAAACUCUCUGCGGAAGCAAGCUGAAAAUUCAUUCCCUCUACAUUGUCUCCAACCUCACAGCGAAAAUAGAGGGUUGCGGGUAUGCAGUGAAUUAGCGCGGCGUCGUCGAGUCAACAUACUUGUUUUGUAUUUUUGCUCAUCCCGACCCCCAUUCCGACCCCUGCUGGGCAUGCUGGCUCAACCCGCUGGCUCUCCAGAACCACGACUACCAGAACAAGACCGAUUCCCUAGUACAACAACUGGAGCGAGGACCUAGUACAACCACGAUGCUACAAAAUGGAAACGAUUCUACCAGUACACCAAAUCCCAAUGACAAUGAACCAGAAUAAAUCCCGCUCUCCAAAUGAUACUCCGUGCUUCAUCCGCCACGACAUCUUCUACUUCUUCCUGAACAGUCAUAGUGCCUUUUUACCGCUUCGGCACAUCACAUCUAAUGCCUACAACUACUACGUCCUCCACUGACUCCUACACUGUAACAUCUAAUGCGUAUAAUCAGCCUUGUAACUUCUAUUACACUCGUCAAUAACAAUAUCGACAUCUUCGCCACUGACUUCUACUGCAAAGACUAUUCUACACCAUUCGCGUGCGUCUCGGCCGGAUCCUCACAUUUUCCUAGUCGCUUUUUACAGUGAGGCGGUCAAAGUCGCGCACGUUUCCUCCGAGCAUAGGUAAGAACCCGUUUGGAAGGCCGAUGAAGAUGAUGGGAACUACUAGGGGGGAACAACAGCAGGAAGAAAGAGAUACAACUUUUCCAACUAGAAAGUGAUCAUGAUGUUUAGAUAGAUGAAUCAAUUACACCCAACAAAAAAAUUCUACUUCACAUCAUCAGGUCAACAAAUUGGUGCUGCGCACACCGUGGAGGUAGCUCCAGACGCCAGAAAAUCAGCACCUGCAACCUUGAUCAUGAACGAUAGCCUGAUCAACAAUCCGGAUACGGGUCAUCAUCGGAAUACGGUUGCCUAGGCUUUUGCCCCUUUAGAGACUCCGACUCGAAUUUACAUUAUUGUUUUAGGGAAGAAAACAAGCUGAAUCUGAAGGUGGGGACUAGUAAAAUGUAACUGUACACCUUGUUUGGAAAGAGACGACGACCGAUUGGAAAU
Amoebophrya sp. A25 is the source of this 2757-nucleotide messenger RNA. Lineage: Eukaryota; Dinophyceae; Syndiniales; Amoebophryaceae. The record is from the annotation of a GenBank genome assembly.